This is a messenger RNA of Leucoraja erinaceus (little skate), 1067 nucleotides long. Its product is annotated as transcription factor SOX-12-like. NCBI's taxonomy places the organism in Eukaryota, Metazoa, Chordata, Chondrichthyes, Rajiformes, Rajidae. Gene Ontology annotation, molecular function: RNA polymerase II cis-regulatory region sequence-specific DNA binding; DNA-binding transcription factor activity, RNA polymerase II-specific. The transcript has a single exon. The record is from RefSeq and is a predicted model, not a curated record. Gene Ontology annotation, biological process: anatomical structure morphogenesis; positive regulation of transcription by RNA polymerase II; cell differentiation. The coding region runs from base 37 to 1050 and encodes 337 amino acids.
GGGAGGGGCGAGGCGCCGCUGCUGCUGCCGCGGAAGAUGGUGCAGCAGACGGCGGGCUCGGCCAGGCGGCGCGGUGGAGGAGGAGGAGGAGGAGGAGGAGGAGAGGGCGCCGACAGCGGCAUCAGCGACAUGAGCGCGGCGUCCAGCCCCAACCCAUGGGGCGGUGGCGGCGGCGGUGGCGGCGGGACCCCGGGUCGGGGCGAGGAUGAGGGGGCGACGGGCGGCUGCCAGCCCGACUGGUGUAAGACCCCGACGGGACACAUCAAGCGGCCGAUGAACGCCUUCAUGGUUUGGUCCCAGAUCGAGAGGAAGAAGAUUAUGGAGCAAGUGCCCGACAUGCACAACGCUGAGAUCUCCAAGCGUCUGGGCAAGAAGUGGAAGCUGCUGAAGGAGGCGGAGAAGAGCCCAUUCAUCAGAGAGGCCGAGCGGCUUCGCCUCAAACACAUGGCGGACUAUCCCGACUACAAGUACCGGCCGAGGAAGAAGGUCCGUGGGGAUCCCGCGCCCCCCGCCGCCGCUCCCGCCGCCGCCGAGCCCCGGUCGCACAAGAAGCCGCCGGGCAAGAAACACAACCGGGCACACAAAGCCAAGCAGCUGCUGGAGCGCUCCAAAGCCAAGCGGGCGGCCAAAGCGGGCCAGCACGGAGCGCUCGGGCCGAACGGCCGCCGCCCGCCUCCCGCCGAGCCCGAGUCUGAAGGGGAGGAGGUGGAGGACGCGGAGCCCGAGGCCGAGCUGCUACACUACUGUCUGGGGGGCAAGAAGCCGCCCAGCUCGGAGCCGCGACCCUCCGGCCGCCCCCUCUCCGCCCGCCCGCCCGAUGACUGUGACGGCCAGUUGCUGCUCUUCGACCUGAGCCUGAACGUGGCGGCGGGAGGCGGCGGCGGCGGGGCCGGCCCGGGGGGGCACCUCUCCCUGGACAAGGACAGCGACUCGCUGGCCGGCGGCAGCAGCCCCGUCUCGCACUUCGAGUUCCCCGACUAUGGCACUCCCGAGGUGCGCAAAAUGAUCUCGGGAGACUGGCUGGAAAUCGAGUCCAACAUUUCCUACUAGCUUCAAUCCCCUCCCCC